AUGGUACCUUCUUCUCCUGGACGGAUUAUCUCAUUUCUACCACCCGAGUGGUCGGUCUUCAUUUCCGCUCUCGUCCGAGAUUCAAUCCGACGCCCGUCAGCCCUGGACAAGCUGGGCGCCGUACUGUUCCUACAUGGAGAAGCAGUGAUCGUCGGAAACGCUCGAAAAACGUCUACUACUAGCACAAGAGAGGCGAGAUGCUCUACGCGCCGUCUACGCUUGAUCAACGACAUUAUCGCGAACCGACAAACAACUCUUCAAUCAUUCCAUGAUUCAGCAGAGAACCUACUCUGA
Caenorhabditis auriculariae is the source of this 294-nucleotide messenger RNA. The record is from the annotation of a GenBank genome assembly. Lineage: Eukaryota; Metazoa; Nematoda; Chromadorea; Rhabditida; Rhabditidae.